AUGAAGACCGAGGUGAGGCGCAAAGUGGCACAGGCGAGGGCGGCAAUUGAGGACACUACCGACUGCACUUCGGUUCCCGUUAUCCUCACUGCUAUGCAGCAGCGUAUUUGUAACCUCUUGGGAGAGGCGACUAUCAUCAGUUUACCUCCUGGAGACCCAAAUGCUGAGAUAACUUUACCUGUUACUAUGAGCUCAGUCACCACCGUGACACUCACGGAAAGUUGCCACCCCAAAUUAAAGGGAAAACAGUGCUUUAAUACAUUGCUUAACCUAUUCAAAACACAGUUUCUGAUAUUUGUAGGCCUUCAGACAGCUUCAGCAUCAUGCGAGGAGACGAAAUCCCUAGAUGCCGAGACCACGUACCACACUCUGGAGGAAGGCGGCAUGGUGGAGUACUGCACCACCACCGAGGCCACACCCACCGUGGUGACCGCCAUGGAGUCGCAUCCAGUGAAAAUGCUGGCGGCAGUGUCUUCGACCCAACCGCCCAGCCAGGCCAAGCCCCAGGAGCUGAAGAGCCGCAUUGCCCUCAACUCGGCACGGCUCCUCCAGGAACAGUGGGUCACCAAUGUGCACGUGAGGCAGAUCGCUCAGCAUCUGAAGGGCCAGAACCAAUUACUUCAGAUGAUCCGUAGGUCCCAGGAGGCGCAGGCCUAUGCCCAGGAGAGGCAGGCCUAUGCCCAGGAGAGGCAGGCCUAUGCCCAGGAGGCGGAGGCCUAUGCCCAGGAGGCGGAGGCCUAUGCCCAGGAGGCGGAGGCCUAUGCCCAGGAGAGGCAGGCCUAUGCCCAGGAGAGGCAGGCCUAUGCCCAGGAGAGGCAGGCCUAUGCCCAGGAGGCAGGCCUAUGCCCAGGAGAGGCAGGCCUAUGCCCAGGAGAGGCAGGCCUGCCCAGGAGGCAGGCCUAG
Oncorhynchus keta (chum salmon) is the source of this 903-nucleotide messenger RNA. Its product is annotated as nuclear apoptosis-inducing factor 1-like. Bases 1 to 903 code for a protein of 300 amino acids. NCBI's taxonomy places the organism in Eukaryota, Metazoa, Chordata, Actinopteri, Salmoniformes, Salmonidae. The record is from RefSeq and is a predicted model, not a curated record. The transcript is spliced from 3 exons. Gene Ontology annotation, cellular component: nucleus.